Paramuricea clavata is the source of this 660-nucleotide messenger RNA. The record is from the annotation of a GenBank genome assembly. Lineage: Eukaryota; Metazoa; Cnidaria; Anthozoa; Malacalcyonacea; Plexauridae.
AUGGGACUAAGCGCGCAGAAGACGUUCAAGAAGCAGGUGAACAAUCUGGUUGAUGUAAUAAGGACGAUGGGGAACCCCUUUCUUGACGACUUCCCAGAGCUAGUUACACUGGACAGACGGGAUUGUAUGGAUGAUGCUGUAGCCGAGGCAGUAGUUAACCUUGAACAGCUUGGAAAGAAGCAGUACCAGGAUUUUGUGAAGGCAGUUAUAAAGGACAGAACGAUUUCAAUAACCAAUCCCAUCAAGAAGAACAAGCUUCCCCUUUAUGGCAAACGGCCGUCUCGCGCCAAAUCUAAGCAGUCGAAGACAAUCACAGCACUGCAGAAUAACGUCGCCCUUUUCGCGCAAUUGUAUAUAGCAAUGCAGAGUCGCGACGCUGACCUGGAGGAAUUCUUCAGCCACGAAGUACAGGGAUUCCCUCCCUCGUUAUCAGAAUUUGGCAACCUCCGUCUUCCGAAUGCGAAGUCCGAACUGAUGAAGUGCAUCAUCCAGCCGCAACAGCCCGAGCCUCCACCCACGUUUGAUUGCCGAAUAUGCGACGGAGCUGUUAUAGUCCAUUGUCUUCCGGUUACAGGAGCAAUCACCUUCGACGACUACGCCGACAAAGUUUUCAUACCAUAUCUCCGCGGUCAGGACAGCAGAAGAGUGGACGUUGUUUGA